Messenger RNA from Caretta caretta (loggerhead turtle), 584 nucleotides. RefSeq names its product histone H2A.J. Gene Ontology annotation, molecular function: structural constituent of chromatin; protein heterodimerization activity; DNA binding. The record is from RefSeq and is a predicted model, not a curated record. Gene Ontology annotation, cellular component: nucleosome. NCBI's taxonomy places the organism in Eukaryota, Metazoa, Chordata, Testudines, Cheloniidae.
UAGUUUUAUCAACUAGAGAAUCAAUGUCCGGUCGAGGAAAGCAAGGAGGUAAAGUAAGGGCGAAGGCCAAAUCUCGUUCUUCACGAGCCGGCCUACAAUUCCCAGUAGGUCGUGUGCACCGUCUUCUCCGCAAAGGCAAUUAUGCUGAGCGGGUGGGGGCUGGCGCCCCGGUCUAUAUGGCUGCGGUGCUGGAGUAUCUGACUGCUGAAAUACUGGAGUUGGCUGGCAACGCUGCUCGGGACAACAAGAAAACCAGGAUCAUUCCCCGUCACCUGCAGCUCGCCAUCCGAAACGACGAGGAGCUCAACAAGCUGUUGGGGAAAGUCACGAUCGCUCAAGGGGGUGUCUUGCCCAAUAUCCAGGCCGUGCUGCUGCCCAAGAAGACUGAGAGCCAUAAGGCGAAGAGCAAGUAAAAGUGACCAUAUACUAAAUCAACCCAAAGGCUCUUUUCAGAGCCACCCACAGUAGCAGAAAAAGAGUUGAGUUCCUAAUACACUAAUCCAUUAUAUACACUUCAAAAACCAGAAGUUCUGAGUAGUUUAAAAUGAAGAAAAUAUGGAAUAAUAAAGAAAUAUGUGCCUUGA